CAAACAGCUUGUUGAUUCGUGUGGUUAGCGUUUCUCGGGACCGAUAAUGUCCGAACCGUCACUCAAACCGCCCACUAGUGACCAACUGAUGAGGCCUCCUCAGUUGGUGGCCCCAGCAGGAUCCGGCGGUGGCCUCCAGUUGCCUGUCACAGCGCCUCAGAAGCUGAACUCCAGCUCCAAUGGAACCUCGUCCUCCUCCGCUUCUGGCUCGGCCACCGGCAAUCCCCGAAACAAGUGCGCCCUGAAGCCGGGCUACUCCCUGAUGAGCUGGGUACGGCUGUGCAAUUCAGGAGCGGAUUUAUCUGGAACCAGAGGACGUGUGGUGCCCGUUUCCCGGACUGAGUUGGCCCUCCAUAACAAGGUCGACGACGCCUGGAUGGCCAUUCGCGGUCGUGUGUUUAAUGUCACCCGCUACAUGGACUUUCAUCCGGGUGGAGUGGACGAACUGAUGCGAGGAGUUGGUCGUGAUGCCACCAAAUUAUUUGACGAAGUGCAUGCCUGGGUCAACUACCCGCAAUUGCUGGGGAAAUGCUAUGUGGGACCAUUGAAGGAGAGCGAGCCAAAGCCCUCCAAAGAAAGUCCUCAGAUUACCAAUGUGAUUUUGAAGCCUCCGGAGCUUGUUCCCCGCUUCGAUUGGAUUCAGCAGAGGAGUGAACUUACCUUGAUCUUCUACACCCGCAGCUCGGCCAAUCCAGGCUUGUUAAUCCGGAGGAAGGAUCCCCAACAGCUGGGUGUACGGGUUUUAGUCCAGCACAAUUGGCAUUCCUUCGACUUUCAGCUAACCGACAAGGUGCAAUGGCCUCCAAAGGUCGCGAAAAUCGGCGCGGAGACGGGGAAGAUUGAAGUAAUCUUGGAAAAGGAAGAGGCAGCACCCUGGCCAACAUAUGGCUCUCAUGUGUCCUAUAAGUUGGACUCGGCCAGCAUGCAAGAAGAAACAUUCGACUGCGAAGUAACUCACCGGAAGGAUUUCAAUCACGACUCCUUUGAGCUGAGCCUGCAAUGCGUUGCGAACGAGGUAUUGAUGCUUCUGCCAGUGGGUUACCACGUGGAUAUAAAAGUCCCACUGGAUGGUGAUGUGAUUCAGCGCAGCUACACACCUGUGGAUCAGUCCUACGUCCAUAUAGAUAAGAAUUCUGAAUGCCUCAACUUUUUAAUCAAAAGAUAUAGCAAUGGACCUGUCUCCAGUCACCUCCAUGAUCUAAAAGUGGGAUCUCGCAUCCAGCUUAGCCCGCCACGUGGAUCUUUCCAGCUCUCGGAGCUCACUGCACAUAGAAACAUUCUUCUUCUGGCCGCAGGAAGCGGUAUAACGCCAAUUUUAAGUAUAAUUCAGCCCAUUCUGAAGAGGAAUACAAAUCGAAUUGAAAGCCUGCAGUUGUUAUACUUUAACAAAACUUCAGAGGACAUUUGGUUGAAGGAGAAACUAGAGGAAAUACAUUCGAUGGACGAGAGAUUUAGCUGCACAAACCUCCUCUCUCAGGCGGAGGAUAACCCACAAAGGAUUUCAUUAGAGAUAUUAACUCCCUUGUUCCAGAAAAAGCAGCCGGAACGAUGUACUUAUGUGGCCAUUUGUGGACCAAGUGGUUUCAACACCGCUGCCGUCGAUAUUUUGACUCAGUUGGAUGUUAAGCCCAAUCAAAUUUACGUGUUCCGUGGCUAAAUGGAGAAAUUAAUUGCUUGGCCUCUUUAAUCUUCAUCACUUUUAUUUACUGUAUCCCAAAUGGUUUCGUAUUUUGUUAUUUUUUAUUGUUUUUACAUGUUUUCGUUUUAAUAAUUUAAUAAGUUUAACAAAUACUAGAAAAUUGUAGUUGGAUUUGUUUUCAUUUGCUUGUUGACAGGCUUUAUCGUCAAAAUCGCUAAUGCCUAUCUCGUUGUCACACACAUUUUUCGCUUAUGUAAAAUUGUAAAUAACCGACAACCGAACAGUAACCAAAUGGAGGGCAGCGUACAAAAAAUAAAUAGAAACAGCAGAGUUUGA
Molecule: messenger RNA, 1975 nt
Organism: Drosophila rhopaloa
Lineage: Eukaryota; Metazoa; Arthropoda; Insecta; Diptera; Drosophilidae
Product: cytochrome b5 reductase 4
Exons: 2
Coding region: 47-1657 (536 amino acids)
Biological process (GO): superoxide metabolic process; generation of precursor metabolites and energy
Cellular component (GO): endoplasmic reticulum
Molecular function (GO): oxidoreductase activity; heme binding
Source: RefSeq, a predicted model, not a curated record